GGGCUAGCAAGAUGGCGGCGCCCAGGAGCCGGUGAGGCGAGAGGACGCGAGGGUCCUGGGGACUGCUGCACCAGUGCAUUAUGGCCGUGUCCCCGCACACUAUUUCCUCGCGCCUCCUCACAGGCUCAGUAGGAGGAUGCGUCUGGCAUUUAGAGAGAAGAGCUAUACAGGGAUUGCCACACAGGGUCACACAUCUGUUCAGGAAUGUCAAUAAUCAGUGGGUCACGGUCCAGCACUUGAGCUUCCUCAAGCGCAUGUAUGUCACACAACUGCACAGGGGCCUUAGCCAGCGAGUCAAACCAAAGCCAGAGCCACCGGCUUCUCCUUUCCUUGAACACACAUCUUCAGGGCAGGCUGGAGCAGAAGUGGAUGGGCUGCCAUCUUUCCCAGCUCCCAGUCUGCCUCUGUCCCGGAAGCCAAAUGAGGAGUCAGUGGAGCUGGAGGCGACCUCCACAGUGGACCAUUCCCUUGACACAGCCAAAGAGAAAACGGAAGAGAAGCAGUGGAAAGAGAUGAGGCUUCACAGUGAUGAUCUGCCUGGCAUUUUAGCCCGCCUGUCCAAGAUCAAACUCACAGCUCUUGUGGUAAGCACCACCUCAGCAGGCUUCGCUCUGGCUCCAGGCCCUUUCGACUGGUCCUGCUUCCUGCUUACAUCCCUCGGAACCGGCCUCGCAUCCUGUGCUGCCAACUCCAUCAAUCAGUUUUUUGAGGUGCCAUUUGACUCAAACAUGAAUAGAACAAAGAACAGGCCUCUGGUUCGCGGACAGAUAAGCCCAUUGCUAGCUGUCUCCUUUGCCACCUGCUGUGCUGUGCCCGGAGUGGCGCUUCUGACCUGGGGAGUGAAUCCACUCACAGGGGCCUUGGGGGUCUUCAACAUUUUCCUGUAUACCUGCUGUUACACACCACUGAAGAGGAUCAGCAUCACCAAUACCUGGGUUGGAGCCGUGGUUGGAGCCAUCCCUCCUGUCAUGGGCUGGACGGCCGCCACUGGAAGCCUUGAUGCCGGGGCACUUCUUCUCGGAGGGAUCCUGUACUCCUGGCAGUUCCCCCACUUCAAUGCCCUGAGCUGGGGCCUCCGUGAAGACUACUCCCGAGGAGGCUACUGCAUGAUGUCCGUCACCCACCCAGCCCUCUGCCGGCGGGUGGCACUGCGCCACUGCCUGGCCCUGAUUGCUCUGUCCACUGCUGCCCCCGUCCUGGACAUCACCACAUGGGUCUUCCCCGUCAUCUCCCUCCCCAUCAACCUGUACAUUUCCUACCUCGGCUUCCGCUUCUAUGUGGACGCAGACCGCCGCAGCUCACGGAAACUGUUCUUCUGCAGCCUGUGGCACCUGCCGCUGCUCCUGCUGCUCAUGCUCACCUGUAAGCAGCGGCCGGGUCACGAGGGGGACAAGGGAGAGGCUCCAAGCUGAGAGCUAGCCGGUCUGUGGGGAACAUGAGAGCAGACACUUGCAGACACACACGUCCAGCACUGCCCUGGGCCAGCAGGAAGCGUAUUUUGGUGAUUCUGGCAAAAGGAAAAUUGGAUGGUAUCAGCUGGUGGCAGAUCAUCUGGUGCUGUGUCGUCGCUUAAUAUCAAUAUCCAAAUAUUUUAAUAUCAAUAUCCAAACUGCUCCCCAAGUAAGAAAGGGAUAGCGUAUGGAGUCAGUACAAAAAAAGAGAAUAUUCCUUCUCCUCGAAGGUCUUUAUUCAUCUCUCCCUCCAGCCCUAUGUUCUCUCCACUUGACGUAUGUGCACAUCCUCCUCCCCACCCACAUCCCCAGCCCCGACACACACACACACACACACACACACACACACACACACGCACACACACACACACACGUACACACCACCUGGAGGCCACAGUGGUCACUGCUCAAACAGGCGAGUGCUUGUGACUCUGUGGUUCCACAUCCUGAAGCCCCACACUGUCUCAGAAAUUCACUUACUGUGGCCACAGCUCCCCUUCUCUGCCAGUAAGAUGGGGCCUGGCUAGCUGUCUAUACCCUACCAGUGUUCCCAACCAUGUGUUCCCUCAAGUAACACAACACCCAGCCCGGGCUGCUCACUGGGAGUGAGGAUUCCUAACGGUUGCCUGCAGAAUCCCAGGCUGCAUUGCCAGCACACCAUCACUUCCAGUCCCACCCCAUAUUAGGGCUUCAGAAACCCCAGGAAAUACCCUGCGUGUUCAUCAUUCUCUCAGGCAUGGUCUGAGCAUUUCUUUUUGGAAGGGCAUCACCCAGCAUCACCCGAGGGAGAAGCUGAGCUGGGUCAGCAGCCAUUUUGCGUCCGCUUAUCUCUUUCAUGCAAACCACAUUUCCACUCUGGUGCCUCCUGAGUCCAGAAAUUGGCCUCUGUGCCCAGUGGUGUUCAGAGAGGGCCAGCAGGGCUCCUCAUGGCCAUGGGUCCACUUCAUGGCCUCUGAUAGAAAAUGCAGGUCCCUGUAAGUCCUGGGUCUGAUGUGGACCCAGGGCCACAGAGAGCAAUGGCGCCUUAAAAUUGUGGAGCUGGCAGCAGCGUUUGAGUUCCUUAAUUUCCAGGGUGCUGUGCUGUGCCCUGUCAGGAUUCCCUCCAGGGGUUGAAGCCACUGGGGGAAAAAACGGUUCCAGAAUUUGGACUGUUCUCUCAAAAUGUGGAAGGAAGGCUUCGGCCAUGGCCCAAAGGGAGAGCACUUGCUUAGCUCUGGGCUCAGGGUUUGAACUUAAGCACCCCAAAAAUUUGGGGGAGGAUGGUGUCUAGUAUGCCUGAAGGCAGUGUGCCUGGAACCUCUCUCUACCUGUUGUAAAGUUACCUCCUGGCUGUGUCCUCCUGUGGAGACGGAAUGUGCAGAGAGCAUCUAGGACCUGUCGUAGCCCUUAUAGUCUGUAAAGUGUGUCGAUUGUCCUCCUCCUGCAAUAAAACAGUUAAAGGACA
Molecule: messenger RNA, 2895 nt
Organism: Apodemus sylvaticus (European woodmouse)
Lineage: Eukaryota; Metazoa; Chordata; Mammalia; Rodentia; Muridae
Product: protoheme IX farnesyltransferase, mitochondrial
Exons: 7
Coding region: 81-1412 (443 amino acids)
Biological process (GO): heme biosynthetic process
Cellular component (GO): mitochondrion; mitochondrial membrane
Molecular function (GO): protoheme IX farnesyltransferase activity
Source: RefSeq, a predicted model, not a curated record